Molecule: messenger RNA, 1575 nt
Organism: Danio rerio (zebrafish)
Lineage: Eukaryota; Metazoa; Chordata; Actinopteri; Cypriniformes; Danionidae
Source: RefSeq, a predicted model, not a curated record
AUGACUCCUCGCCAGAGCCAGUUUCAGAGCCAUUGUCUAUUCCAUGACUCCACUCCACAGCCAGUCCAUGACUCCACUUCAGAUCCAGUUUUAGAACCAGUCUAUGACUCCACUCCAGAGCCAGUUCUAGAGCCAGUCCCACACUCCACCCCAGAUUCAGAAUCAGUGUCAGUCCAGGGCUCCACUCCAGACCCAGUUCCAAAAUCAAUGCCAGUCCAUGACUCCAUUCCAGUUUCAGAUCUAAUUCAGUUCAUUACUCUAUGCCAGAACCAGUUUCAGAGCCAGUGCCAGUCCAUGAGUCCAGAGUCAGUUCUAGUUUUGCUCCUGCCUGAUCUCCUGUCCCACCAGAUUCAUACUGGUUUCCUGUUCUUCCAACUCUAUGCUCCUGCCCUGUUGGGUGUUUCUAUGAUGAUGUCAGUCAGAAUGGCUCCUCAUCUUACUCUGCUCAUUCUGCUUAUGAUUCACAGGAUUUCUUGUGCUGAUUGGGGUGUGAAUUAUAGUGCGCCUCACUGUGCACUAAAGAAUUCAACAGUGAUAAUGAGCUGUAAUUAUACAUACCCUACUGGACAUCAGAUCGUGAAUGUUUUCUGGACAAAAGAAAAAGACAGAAAAGAAAAGGAGGAUCAUCCAGAUCUAUUAGAGGACCCUGAAUACAGUCAGAGGCUUCAGUAUCUGGGAGAUGAACAGAAGUACUCUACCAUCAGACUGAGUCAAGUGACGAAGAAAGAUGAACACCGAUAUUUUUGCAGAAUCAUUACUAACAAACCUGGUGGGAAAUGGAUUGAUGUUACAGGAGUGCGUCUCUCUGUCACAGAUCUUCAGCUGGAGUCUCCUGAGAGAGUGACAGAGGGAGAUUCAGUCCGUCUGACAUGUAGAUGCAGCUGUAAACUGACUGACACACCAACAUUCAUCUGGUACAGAAACUCACACACAUUGACUGAAGAAACUACUGGAGACAAACUCAUCCUCAAGUCAGUCAGAAGAGAAGAUGCAGGCAGAUAUAGAUGUGCUGUAAAUGCACACACACUCACAUCACCUGAGGUCUAUCUCAAUGUCAUGUAUCCUCCCAGAAACGUCUCAGUGUCCAUCACUGAUUCUGGUCAGCUUUGGUUUAAUUCAGUGAGUCUGGUGUGCAUCAGUGACUCAAACCCUCCUGCUCUGAACUUCAGCUGGUUUAAGGAGAAUCAAAGCUCAGCUGUUGGAUCUGGACAGAGUUUCAGUGCAGUACAGAGUGGACGCUUCUACUGUGAGGCUCACAAUCCACAUGGAGCUCAGAGAUCAGACGCCGUCACUGUCACUGUUAAAGGACACCCGGUGCUCUUCUACAUAGCGAUUGGAGUGGUUUGUGGAUCAGCGGUUUUCAUCACAGUGGUGAUAAUUUGGGGAAUCAGGAGGAAGAGAAAUGCCACACAGUCUCAGCUGAAUCAUUCCAGAGGUCAGGAUGACAGAGGUAGAGCUUGUAAUGAUGAUUUUAAUCAGCCUGUAUAUGAGAAUGCAACGGCUCUUCAAGUUACCUCUGACCACUGUAAACCUGAACUGGACUCUUCUGUGUAUGAAAACCUUCCAGUAAGUUAA